AUGAGAACUCUGCGCUGGUUGGUCUCGGCUCAGAAACUGUGUGCUUCAGCAAGAUGGCUGUCUGGGGUAGAAGCGAACAAACCACAGGUUAAACUCGUGCGUAUGGUCCACUCAUCGUUCACACCUGCCCCACCUAAGGCUAAUGAUACCCCCAAAGCUGUAACUCCCUUUGAGGAGCACUUUUCCCAACAACAGAAGGACAAGAACUCGUUUGUCAAGGUGCUGAACCUGUUCUGUGGCCGGGAUGUCCGGAGGAGAGGACACGUGGAGAUGAUCGAGGCUGCUCUUAGAUGGAUGCCAGAAUUUGGGGUGGAGAAAGACCUGCAGGUUUACAACAAAAUCCUCGAUGUGUUUCCCAAAGAGGUCUUUGUUCACCGAAAUUUCAUCCAAACCAUGUUCAACCAUUAUCCCCGGCAACAAGAGUGCGCCAUCAAGGUGCUGGAUCAGAUGGAGACAUACGGUGUUGUUCCUGACAAGAACACCAUCUUCCUGCUGACGCAAACAUUUGGGAAGCUUAGCCAUCCUGUGAAGAAGUACCGCAGGUUAAUGUACUGGUUCCCCAAGUUCAAAUAUGCCAACCCUUUCCCGGUGCCGGCGGGUAUAGAGGCCGACCCUGUCGCUAUGUCAAAGCUGUGCCUGGAACGCAUGGCAGCCGACAAGGAUGGCCAUAUCACUGUGUACCAGCUGCCAUCAACAGAGCAGUGUGAGGAUGGGACGGUUAUAGAGCGCACACAUCUUGUGGGUAAGUACCUAUGCUUCAUAAAGCCAUGGCAAUGA
Messenger RNA from Nanorana parkeri, 777 nucleotides. Its product is annotated as evolutionarily conserved signaling intermediate in Toll pathway, mitochondrial-like. The transcript has 4 exons. Gene Ontology annotation, cellular component: mitochondrion. Gene Ontology annotation, molecular function: protein binding. The coding region runs from base 1 to 777 and encodes 258 amino acids. Lineage: Eukaryota; Metazoa; Chordata; Amphibia; Anura; Dicroglossidae. The record is from RefSeq and is a predicted model, not a curated record.